Lodderomyces elongisporus is the source of this 822-nucleotide messenger RNA. RefSeq lists its product as uncharacterized. Bases 1 to 822 code for a protein of 273 amino acids. NCBI's taxonomy places the organism in Eukaryota, Fungi, Ascomycota, Pichiomycetes, Serinales, Debaryomycetaceae. The record is from RefSeq and is a predicted model, not a curated record. Gene Ontology annotation, molecular function: triacylglycerol lipase activity. Gene Ontology annotation, biological process: lipid catabolic process. The transcript has 2 exons.
AUGUUACCGGUGGCACUCUGGGGUUAUUCGGGUGGUGGAUUAGCAACUGGGUGGGCAGUGAGUCUACAGCCUUUAUAUGCACCUGAAUUAAAGAGCACACUUGUUGGAUGUGCAUUUGGUGGGUUGGUUGUGAACAUUACAGCUACUGCAGAGUUGACGGAUGGCACGCUUUUUGCUGGAUUGAUCCCACUAGCAUUAACUGGUUUGGGUAAGGAAUACAUAGAGUUUCAGAAACGUAUCCAAGCAAACAUCGACUUUGAUCACCACAACAAUUUCGAAGUUAGUCUUAGAGACUGUUUAGUACCUGGUUUACUCGAGUUUCUAUGGAAGCAGUUUUUUACUUCAGGCGGCAAUAGAACUUUUACAAAAGGGUUUGCCUUGUUGGAAGACCCCAUUAUAAACAAAACUAUCCAAGACAAUUGUUUGAUCAACUUGAAUAAGACUAAUAUGCCCGAAAUUCCCAUAUUCAUGUACCAUUCCAAAUUUGACCAAGUUGCACCCUUCAAUGGCGCAUUGGCGUUAUACAACAAAUGGUGUCUGUGGGGGAUUGAGUCGUUUGAGUUUGCACUGGACAUCUUCAACGAGCAUUUAUCGGAACAAGCGUUGGGGGCAGCAGCGGCAUGGACGUGGAUACAAGCAAGACUCAACAAUGAUGAUCAUCCACCACCACCACCACCACCACCAGUGCAGGGCUGUGUACGAAAAUUGCAUUUUAACAAUAUAAUGUAUCCCAAUAUCAGUUCCAGCUUAAAGGAUUAUUUUUUGGGCUUUGACUAUACUGUUUUGGACACACUUACAGGGAAGACGAAAUGGAGCAUAUAG